This is a messenger RNA of Schistocerca nitens (vagrant locust), 1375 nucleotides long. RefSeq names its product odorant receptor Or2-like. NCBI's taxonomy places the organism in Eukaryota, Metazoa, Arthropoda, Insecta, Orthoptera, Acrididae. Gene Ontology annotation, molecular function: odorant binding; olfactory receptor activity. Gene Ontology annotation, cellular component: plasma membrane. Gene Ontology annotation, biological process: detection of chemical stimulus involved in sensory perception of smell; sensory perception of smell. The record is from RefSeq and is a predicted model, not a curated record. The transcript is spliced from 6 exons. Bases 50 to 1162 code for a protein of 370 amino acids.
GACAUUUGCUGUGCUCCUGCAAGUAAGGCCAGCGAGGGAGUUCCGCAAUAUGGCCGGCACGGCUCCGUCUCCUUCAGGAGCGGCAGCUGCAGCAGAGUCUGUCAGCGACCUCAACUACCUGCUGCGACCUCUGCACUGGACGGCCGUCCUGCGACACCCAAGCGGCGCUGGCAGGUCGCCUCUCUGCUUCCGACUCUACACCUUCGCCAUGGCAUCCUUCACCCUGUCCUUCUUCUGCUCUGAAGUCAUAGUACUGUACCGCGAGGGCACGGCAGAUCUGGACGUUUUCACCCUGACGCUUAGUGUUGCAGACACAGACAUCAUCUGGCUCUUCCGCAUGGCGCACGCCAUUGUAUGCGAGCGUGCUUUCCAUAAGCUUGCUCUUCAGGUGGGCCGUGACUUCGCUGAGUUCGUGACUUGGGACGACAUUCCAGUGCUGCGCGUGCAGUGUCGCAAGGUGCGCCGUUUCACGCUGACCUACAUCUCCUUUGGAAUUGGCGCCUGCUCCUGUUAUCUGGUCUCCCCUGUGAGCGCUGAAGGCCUGCCCUUCAUAUUGGCUCUGCCCUUCGACGCGACGCAGCCCUUAGGCUUCGGCGUCACGUGGGUGUACUGCAUGAUUACGACCCUGCACGUCGUGGUGAUGACCAUGAUUCUCGACUCCUUCAACGUCAGCCUCAUCGCGCAGCUACGUAUGCAGAUCACACUACUCAGCAGCAAAAUUGUUAGUCUCGCCAAAGAAGUAUCUGAGAGACCUGAGAACUAUUCAGAAACGUACGCUCAGUAUGAACUUCGUUACCGGCUGCUGAAAUGCAUCCGUCAUCAUCAAACAAUUAUCAAGAACGCCGACUUGUUGGAGAGGAGCCUCGGAGCGAUGCUGUUGGCGCAGAGCUUGUCCAUCGGUGCCUCUGCGUGCUUCCAGAUGUUCCAAAUUGCCACGAGCGAGAAUCUGGCCCUGGCAGCAUACGACGCUGUGACGUCACUGCAGGAGUGCCCCCUCUCGCUCAAACGGUCGCUGCUGCUUCUGAUGCAUCGCGCACAGCGACCGUUGCGCGUCACUGCUGGUGGAUUCUUCCCACUCUCCAGGGAGUCCUUUGUCUCGGUCGUCAAUGUGUCUUACUCAUUUUUCGCAAUUCUACGAAAUUUCAAGAAUGAAGAGGAGUAGCGCACUUCUGAUUGGAGCACUGCUUUCACGCUUUCUUAGAUUACAGAAGUAGAUUACAUUAGUAGUUUUAAGGAACGCUAUAUUUUCCUUUCAGAAAUCGUCACUUGCGUAAUUUAAUACCGUAAGUUAGUAUAGCGGCAGAGAGUAAUUCUUGAAACGUACAUGCGAACAGCGUGCCCAAUACGAAAAACAGUCUGGACUAUCUGGACUAUA